GUUCAUUUGAUAAGAAAGGGCAGAGUACGGGGCCAAAAAGAAAAUAUCAAUAUAUAUCAAUGAAAACGUAGCCAAAACACCGCAAAAUAAACAAAAUGCUGGAGAAAAAUAAGUAUGUGCCGCGGGUGAACCAGAUAGACGCAAUUGCUCUCAACAAAGAUAUUGCCCGACUUAUACGCGAUAAUCUUAUGGAGAACCUGCAGGCGUUAUCGCCCGUGCUAUUCAUCAAAUUCCAGCCAGAGAUCGAUUUGCUCAUACAAUCGGCGAUUUGGUUCGGAUCUGUUGGCAAGCGAUGCUCCACAUUUGGCCAGCAACUACUUGUCCUAGCCUACGAUGCAGAGAAGCUUACUGUUUCCAGGCUAGUCCUCCACUUCGCCCUCACCGUCCUGCCCGGCUAUGUCAAGAGCUGGGAGGAGCGAAGAUUUGCACGGCGCGUCGAGUGGUUUAGCCAGGCCAUAACGUGGGCGGAGAACAGCGCCCUGGUUCUGAACAUUCUCAACUACUUCCGGUUCCUGAAGACAGGACGGAAACCCACGUUAAUCGACUACUUUCUGGGUCUGGACUAUAUUAGUCUGCGCAAUAAUCAGCGACGCGAUAUUGGAUACAAGUACCUGACGCGCGAGCUGCUCUGGGGCGGAUUUAUGGAAAUCCUGGGACUCGUUCUACCCAUUAUUAACUUUAGAAAACUACAAAGGUUGCUCAAGUCUUGGACUUCUGGGCAGCAAUUUGGUGGCCGGCGGCAGGAGAUGGACACCAGGGAGCUUCUGGCACCAAAGAUGAUGGUGGGCACAACGUGCACCUAUUGCGGUGAACGUCCCACGCUUCCCCAUCACAUGGGCUGUGGUCAUAUCUAUUGUUAUUAUUGUUUGAGCGCAAAUAUUCUAACUGAUGCAAGCUUUUGCUGCACCAUUUGUGGUGUUGAAUGUGCGAAGGAUGGUAUCCAGAGUGUGUGAUUGUUAAGGAUUGUUUGCAUACAAUGGUUUUAUACAGAUUUUAUACUAGUAUUAAGCGAAUAAUGGGCUGUAAACAAGAAAUACAAAAUAUAUUUACCUUU
Molecule: messenger RNA, 1054 nt
Organism: Drosophila obscura
Lineage: Eukaryota; Metazoa; Arthropoda; Insecta; Diptera; Drosophilidae
Gene: Pex2
Product: peroxisome biogenesis factor 2
Exons: 4
Coding region: 96-953 (285 amino acids)
Biological process (GO): protein import into peroxisome matrix
Cellular component (GO): peroxisomal membrane
Molecular function (GO): zinc ion binding
Source: RefSeq, a predicted model, not a curated record